Messenger RNA from Rattus rattus (black rat), 2635 nucleotides. It is a transcript of the gene Tmem71, whose product is annotated as transmembrane protein 71. The record is from RefSeq and is a predicted model, not a curated record. Bases 262 to 1125 code for a protein of 287 amino acids. NCBI's taxonomy places the organism in Eukaryota, Metazoa, Chordata, Mammalia, Rodentia, Muridae. The transcript is spliced from 10 exons.
AUGGCAGGGGCAUGCGCAGCUACCACCUGAAGGGAAGACGGGAUUCCCUUUGGGAAGUAACUUCUCACCUGUUGACAUUCUGAUGGGAUUUUUUUUCAGCUGAAGAACGGCUUGGUCCAGCUCUCUGCACUGCCAACCACAGGGAAGUUUCGCAUUUCAGUAAUCCUCCUGUCAUUUAUCAGUUGGAAGAAGAGCCUUGGGACUCCCUGUGGAGGAAUAUAAAAAAAAAUCUGUGAAGUUUGAACAAGCGGCCUUCUCAAGAUGUACCGAGUCCCGCAACUGAUGUCGACACCAGUAGCAAAUUCUUCCAGAUCAGGAGGAGGACCUUCUGGAAAGUUGUCCCCCACACGCCUUUUCCCAAGCUUUACUUGUGACUUCCUGGACGGAGAGAGUUCUUUUGAAUGCUGCUCCAUAGACCCCCUGACAGGCUCCUACUAUAUCUGCCGCAGAAGCCCCCGACUCCUCACCAAUGGCUACUACAUUUGGACUGAGGACAGUUUCCUCUGUGACCCAGAUGGCCACAUCACACUGAAUCCCUCCCACACCAGUGUGAUGUACAAGGAGAACUUAGUUAGAAUAUUUAGAAAGAAAAGGAGAUCCCACCGUUCUCUUUCUUCACUCUUGGACCCCCGAGCCUCGAAGUCUUGGCUGCAUGGAAGUAUCUUUGGAGAUGUUGAUUCACUCCCAAGUGAGGAUCUCUGGCUGGAGGGAAUCAGGAGCCUUGGAAGUGAUCUAGAUUGUUCUCUGAGUGAUGGCUGGGAGUCUCAGAAGCCAAUCACAGACACAUCAGAAUCUUCUUCUACUGGCCACCUCCUGCUUCAGCCUCUCGGAGAAAGCUCCCAGAGUUCCUCUCUUCAGCUUCAGAUGAAAACAUCAGGACAUUUUGAAAAGAACAUGUUGGUGCAUUCAAGAGCUGGUUUGAUGCAUAAGCUCUCCUUUCAGGCAAUCCUCCUAGCCGUGUGCUUAAUCAUUUCUGCAUGCACAAGAUGGUUUGUGGGAGGAGAAUUAACCAGCAUCUUUACAUGUGCUUUGCUGAUCACAAUAGCUUAUGUUGUGAAGUCACUGUUCCUCAACCUUGCCAGCUAUUUCAAAGCCACCACCUGUGCUAGAUUUGACAGCACUUGAGGAAUACAUGUGAUGAUGAAUGUCCUCCAUCUGGGAACAUUAAUUUGGAGUCUUCUUGGAAUCAACCACUUUAUUGAAAGGGAAUGGAUAACAGAAAAGUUAACUUGACAAUGUUAUUUUUUUAAAAAAAAUCUAAUUUCCACAUGUAAUAGUAAUUGGUUCAUGACAAUAAUAUUAAUGUUCCUUUCUUUCAAAAACACUGUUAACUAAAAAGGAAAGGACAAGAGAAAAUAACAGAGGACAGACCAUUUGGAGUAAUGCUCCCUUGUUGUCUCUAAUUCAGUGGACCUCAAACAUUUAUUUUGAAUAGAGAAUUCUGUGAGAGGCUCGAACCAUGAAUAUCUUAUGUUCUCCAUCAUGCAGAUAUGCCUUGCUAAACUACUUUAACUAAACAAUGCAAACAAGCUUAUAUUAUUCAUAAAAGAUGCAUAGGAAACAGACACCAUUUGUACAUACAAUACAAUAAAUGUAUCCAUUUGAAAAUGUACAUUGAUUUUAGAUGGUGAAAAUAGGUGCUAUGGUUUGCCUCCAGAUGUCCAUGUGUUGAAACUUUGAUUGUCAGUGUGGCAGUGUUAAGAGGUGUUAGACUUUUUAAGAAACAGGGCCAGUGAGAUUUCCUUACAUCUGAGAGAACUUCACUCAGUAUAAAUGGUCAGUCCCUCAAUCUGUCUCUGGCUUUCUGUCCAGCUAUAUGAUCACUUCCUCCCAUAUCCACUGAUGUGAUGCUAUCCCUUUUCAUCACUCAGUAUUCUGCCUUGGAUAUUUUAUUAUAGUAACAAGAAAUAGGCUAAAAGAAAGGCAGACAUUGAUGGGAAAUGAGCAGGGGAGAGCCAUUCCUUGGAUUAUGAAUUCUUUUGUACAAUUUUCCUUACUAGAUUUUUCGUUUUGAUUUCUGGGGAAUAAUGAUCAUCUUUUAUUUAUGUUAUGAUGAAAAUAUGAUAUGUAAAAUUUCUUUAAGUUCAAAAUGAAGGAAAAAUUAGUGUUUUAAAGCACAUGAAAAAGAUAAAGCUGUAGAGUGGACUGAAAGGUUAUAGAAGACAUUGAGUAUUCUAGUCUCUCACCAGGAACUUUCAAAUAUAGCCUGCUAAGGAUGCUCCAUGGUAAGAAACGUCUGUGUAUAAAACUACAUACUUUAAAAUUAAUACCAAAUCAAUCCCUUUUAUAUCUACAAUGGUUAGCAUUCAUUGUCAGCAUGACUAUAUUUAGCAUUACCCAUAUGACUCAAUUCUAGGUUUGUCUACAUAAUUGUCUCUAGAGAGGUUGAAGAGAGAAGACUUACCCUGAACUUGGGUACCAAUAUCCCGUGAGCAGAAUAAAAAGAAUAAAAAUGUCCUUGGCAGAAUAAAAAAGAGGAAGGAAAUAAGAGAGCUGAGCACCAGCACUCACCUUUCUCUCUCUCUUUUUGACUGUGGACACAAUGUGACCAUUUAUUCAGGUUCUGGCGCCUUGUUUUCCUAUCACGGACUGUAUCCCUUUAAACCUUGAGUCAAAUAAACCUUCCAUUCCUUAA